AAGAUUCACGUUGAAAUGAAGGUUUAGAAUUAGACCCUCGUGAGAAGUCAGCAGCGUCCGAAACAGAAGAUGUCAUUCUCGCUGUCGCCGCCGACAUUCCCACCCAAACCCACCCCAGUCCUACUACACUACCAGCGCCCGAACUACUAUCACCCCAAUCACUCCGCGACUCGCCAUUUCGAUGGUCACGCUGCGACUUCGCUGAAGCUGAGGUUUGGCAUCGGCUCGGGGCUGACGUUGAGCGAAUUGCCCAGCCACAAGCGACGUCGUUUCCGGUGCGAAGCCCAACUGGGCGACCUCGCUCCGGUCACCUCCGCCGUUUAUGGGUCUCUUCUUCUCGGCGGCGGUCUCUUCGCCUUUAGCAGGUCAGGAAGCAAGGGCUCACUUGCUGGAGGGUGCACUGGGGCUGUUCUAAUGGCCACUGCCUACUAUCUUAUGCAAGCACCAGAGACAAAAUCAAUUGGUUAUGCACUUGGAUUUGGCGCCGCCUUUCUUUUUUCAUCCGUGUUUGGUAUACGCUUGGUGGCUACACGAAAACUGACCCCGGCAGGUCCUCUAUUAGCUCUCUCAGUCCUCGCAUUGGCAGUUUUCAUAUCUGCUUAUUUGCAAGAUACUGUCUGACUGAUGAAAUACUCGCUCUCUUGCUCUGAUAAAGGCUCGUGGGGAUGUGCUACCACUUGUUAUAGUUGUCACUCUACAUGAAAUAAUUGUGCGAUUUUUCACUGAAAAUAUGAAACAAAAAAAAUGGAAAAAUCAUUGUGCUUACCAUCUCAAUUGAGACCCUUCCUCUUCUGUCUCCAAUUAUUGUUUAGAGGCCACUGACAUCGGAAGUGGUUGCACUCUCCAUACAGUGGUAAUGUCUGGACUAGGAGAAUUGACUUUUGACCCAUUUUGGUGAUGUCUGCACUAAAGAGAGUUUGAAAA
This is a messenger RNA of Rhodamnia argentea, 924 nucleotides long. Its product is annotated as protein FATTY ACID EXPORT 4, chloroplastic. NCBI's taxonomy places the organism in Eukaryota, Viridiplantae, Streptophyta, Magnoliopsida, Myrtales, Myrtaceae. Gene Ontology annotation, cellular component: membrane. The record is from RefSeq and is a predicted model, not a curated record. The transcript has 5 exons. The coding region runs from base 70 to 621 and encodes 183 amino acids.